CCAGAGAGCAAUCUGUCUUGUAGAUCCUAUGAGGUUAGUAAAAUUAGAAACGGCACGGGAGCGACUUUCACACUAUUUUCCCUUUUAUUAACUUCUUUAUUUAAUUCAACUCUGACAUUUUCUCUUCAACGCUCCUCCUGUUCACGUAGUGUUUUUGUUUUCAAAUUCUGUCUCGUUUCUGUCAAAGAUUCAAAAUUUCGCCUUAAAUUAAUUACUGAGAAUGACAUAAAAAAUCGAUUCCCAAUACUCUGAAGUCUCAACCCAUCAGCGCAUUAUUCACAGCCAAUUUCAAAACCAGUAAUUAAUGGAGAUUAUUACCAUAUCAGUUCUUUAAUACUAUAUAAGAUGGAGAUUCUGUGUAGUCUGGAGAUCUAUAUCUUAGUUGGAACUUUGGAACUCGACCUGCGUUACGGACCAGAGAAGAAGAAGAAGAAGAAGUGGUGAUGGAAACCAGUCGCAAUCUUUCAAUAGACCCAAAGAGCGGAUUCUGCUCUAACACAAAGAUCUACCAUAGCCUCAGAACCCCCGUGCCACUUCCACCGGAGACCCUCCCCCUUUCCGCUGCUGCUCAAGCCUUAUCUCUACUUCGCAACACCAAAUUGUCGCCGGAAAACACCACUCUACUCAUCGAUGCCGCCACUGGUUACCGUCUCUCCCAUUCCCAAUUUCUUCGCCGGGUUAAAGCGCUUUCUGCUAAUCUGCAAACUAAAAUUGGUCUCUCCAGAGGCGACACGGCUUUCAUACUAUCCCCAACCUCUCUUCAAAUCCCAAUCCUCUACUUCUCUCUCCUCUCCCUCGGCGUCGUCCUCUCUCCCGCCAACCCGACCAGUACAAAGUCCGAGAUUUCAAACCAAAUCGAUAUUAGCAAACCAGUGGUUGCCUUCGCCACGUCAGCCACCGCCGGUAAGCUACCUUCUUUCCGGCGUGGCACGGUUCUCUUGGACUCGCCUGAUUUCGAAUCCAUGAUGACGACGACGACGAUGUCUGGGUCAGAAUUGGAACCGGUGGAGGUGAAACAGUUAGAUCCGGCAGCGAUUUUGUACUCGUCGGGGACGACCGGACGAGUCAAGGGUGUGGUGUUGAGUCACCGGAACCUCAUUGCGUUGAUCGCUGGGUACAACACCUUGCGGACGGAGAAGGUCGAAGAGAAUCCGUCACCGGCAGUGGUACUGAUUACGGUGCCAUUGUUCCAUAUAUUCGGGCUAUUUAUGUGUGUGAGGGCGGUGGCUUUGGCGGAGACGAUGGUGUUGAUGGAGAGGUUUGACUUCGAAGGGAUGCUGAAAGCGAUAGAGGCUUAUAAGGUUGGUUCCAUGCCGGUGUCGCCGCCACUUGUGGUCGCGAUGGCGAAGUCAGAGCUGGUGGACAAGUAUGAUCUUAGCUCGCUUCAGUUGGUGGGGAGCGGAGGAGCGCCGCUUGGGAAGGAGGUUACCGAAAGAUUUGCGUCUCGGUUUCCUAAUGUGGAAAUAGGACAGGGUUAUGGGUUGACCGAAUCAACAGGAGGUGCAGCAAGAAUGGUAGGGCCUGAAGAGGGAAAGCAAUAUGGCUCUGUUGGCCGAUUGGGUGAGAAUCUAGAAGCCAAGAUAGUUGAUCCUGUGACUGGGGAGCCCUUGCCUCCAGGCCAACAGGGGGAGUUGUGGUUACGAGGACCAAUCAUCAUGAAAGGUUAUGCUGGAGAUGAUGAGGCAACAGCUUCAACCUUGGAUCCAAAGGAGGGUUGGUUAAAAACUGGAGAUCUUUGUUAUUUUGACUCGGAUGGCUUCCUUUACAUUGUUGAUAGGUUGAAGGAAUUGAUCAAAUACAAAGCAUACCAGGUUCCACCAGCUGAGUUAGAGCAUUUGCUCCAAUCCCAUCCCGAAAUCACUGAUGCUGCUGUGAUUCCGUAUCCAGAUGAAGGAGGGGGCCAGAUUCCCAUGGCAUAUACAGUGAGGAAACCUGGGAGUAAUCUUACUGAAGCUCAAGUUAUGGAUUUUAUUGCUAAACAGGUGGCACCAUACAAGAAGAUACGCAAAGUUGCUUUCAUUAACUCAAUUCCCAAAACUCCUUCUGGGAAGAUAUUGAGAAGAGAGCUCGUCAAUCGUUCUCUUUCUGGUCCUUCAGCUAAACUAUGAUGAUCCCAUUUGCAGGUCUUCUAGCUUGGAGUCCAACCCUUUUGAAUUCCUCAUCUUCUCUCUAAUUGUGGGUGACCAUGACUGAAAGUCAACCAUGGGCAAUUCCUCACCAUUGUUGAAAACCAAUGGCUUCCACAGGCACUUUUCAUUUGUGUCCUGGCAUGUACAGUUCACGUAUCUUGUGCCAGGAAGAAUUUUCACAUGUGGGUCUCUUGAAGCUUUUAUUGAUGCUCCUCUGUGUACUGAUUUUGAUUUGUUAAGAGGUUUUUAUUGAAUGAUAGAAUAACAAAGUGAUGUGAUACCCAUGGCAUUUCAAAGAAUAAACCCUUAUCCAAUAUUCUAGUGACGCUUCAGAGGAACAGUAUUGCAUACGUCUACUGCAACCAGAAUCAUUAAGAUGUUA
Messenger RNA from Macadamia integrifolia, 2511 nucleotides. Its product is annotated as 4-coumarate--CoA ligase-like 9. Gene Ontology annotation, molecular function: CoA-ligase activity. The record is from RefSeq and is a predicted model, not a curated record. Bases 444 to 2108 code for a protein of 554 amino acids. Lineage: Eukaryota; Viridiplantae; Streptophyta; Magnoliopsida; Proteales; Proteaceae. The transcript is spliced from 6 exons.